UCUUGUUGAGACAGGAGCAUUCACACAUAAUAAGCAGGUGGUUUUGGUUGCUUUGCAUCCAGCUCUGUUUGUCAGCUGUGCAGCACUGACGGAUACUCUUACUCACACUUCUACCUGCUCAACAUGAACCUGGUCUGCAUGCUUGUUCUGACUCUUAUGAAGCUCCACCAGAGUCCUGUGGUGGCUUCACCCCUCCGCAUCCAACCUUCACAACUUCCUAUUGGACUAUCUGAGGCUGACCAGAAGUUUGCAGAGGAAUAUCUGCAGCACUUCUAUGGUUACCAACCCAAGUCAGACAGACAAAAAAGGGCUGCAGACUAUAAUGAAGAUUUGGACUGGACAACAGGACUCUGUGAUAAGGUGAAGGAAAUGCAGCGUUUCUUUGGGUUGCCUCCAGAUGGGGAACUCAAUAAGGAGACUCUUGCAGUGAUGAAGAAGCCGCGCUGUGGACUGUCAGAUGUGGAGCCAUAUGGGAGCACAUUUCGGUGGACAAAGCAGACAGUCAGUUACAGGAUUGCUAGAAUAAACCUACCGUUUCCAGCCACGAAAAUUCACAAAGUCAUCAAGGGAGCACUGAAUCUGUGGUCCAGUGUUUCCCUGAUUAAAUUCCACAAGCGGAAACGAAGAGAGGCUGACAUUGUUAUUGCCUUUGUCAGCAGUGAGCAUGGAGAUAGGGCUCCUUUUGAUGGUAAAGGGGGUAUUCUGGCCCAUGCCUACCUCCCUGGUUCAGGCAUUGGAGGCGAUGUGCACUUUGAUACCGCAGAGGAAUGGAAUUUAAAUUUUACUGGUAUCAGCCUACUUGUUGUUGCAGCUCAUGAAUUUGGCCAUGCUCUUGGUCUGUCCCACUCAUCUGACCCUGGAUCCAUCAUGUACCCAGCUUACAACUUUGCACCCAAUUUUGAGCUUCAGCUCUCCUUUGACGAUGUGAAAAACAUCCAACGUCUUUACGGUAUAAACUCCAACUUUCCUUCACUACUCUUAAAAAAGCCUCCCCCUAGAACUCCAGACAAAUGUGAUCCAGAUCUGUCCUUUGAUGCUGUGACUGAAUUACAACAAGAGGUUGUGUUUUUCAAAGACAGAUUCAUGUGGCGCAAACAUCCAAAUUUUGUUAAAACAAGCAUCACCCUCAUCAGCAGCCUGUGGUCAGACUCUGUACCAUCUUACUUGGAUGCUGUGUAUGAGAAUGGAGAGAAAAACCUUAUUUUAUUUUUCAAAGGUGAUCAGUACUGGAAACUACAGCAGUUAAUUCUGCAGGAAGGUUUUCCCAGAAAUAUCUCAGACCUGGGCUUCCCCAACAGAAUAAAGUCAGUGGAUGCUGCUCUGCACUUCAGAAAUAACCGCUAUACUGUGUUCUUCACUGGCCAUGAGUGUUGGAGGUACAAUGAACAGCAGGGUGUGAUGGACGGAUCAUCAAUGCUGAUUGAGCAACAGUGGCCGGGAAUUCCAUUCCCUGUAGAUGCAGCUAUCUUCUAUGAGGGAUUUGUGAACUUCUUCCAGGGAAACAAGCAAUAUAAAUACGACUUUGUCCAGAACCGUGUCGUCUCCGUCAGCAGUGCUAAUGGUCUGCUGGACUGCAAAAUGGAAAAGAGCAAUGAUGACACACUCUGAUGAUGAAAUAACCUGAUGAUGACAGGGCAGUGUGUGUGUGUUCACUGAAAACUGGAUCUCUCCAGAAGUAACCACAAUGUACCUAAUUCUGAGAAAUAAUAAAUAAUGCAGGGAAGUGGUUAAAAGGCUUACCUCAGUGUGCAACAGUGUUGUAAGAAAGGGGAUUUUUACUGUUUAUCGAACUGUUGAAUGAAAUGAGUGAGAGCCAUACUUGUAUUGGAUAAUUAAGUAAAAAAAGAGAUCUAUAUUUAAAAUCUUUCUGAAACUAUGACAUUGUGAUCAGUGAUUGUUAUAUGGAGAAACCUAAUGUCAGGUAUGUUUAUGCUUAAAACAAUAAAUAAUAUGUGGUUUUAUUUA
Molecule: messenger RNA, 1965 nt
Organism: Girardinichthys multiradiatus
Lineage: Eukaryota; Metazoa; Chordata; Actinopteri; Cyprinodontiformes; Goodeidae
Product: neutrophil collagenase-like
Exons: 10
Coding region: 124-1608 (494 amino acids)
Biological process (GO): collagen catabolic process; proteolysis; extracellular matrix organization
Cellular component (GO): extracellular matrix
Molecular function (GO): metalloendopeptidase activity; zinc ion binding
Source: RefSeq, a predicted model, not a curated record